CAAAACCCCACCCUAAUUGUCAGCCAUAUUGGAUUGAACUGAAUAUUUACCGGAGAUUUUGAAUGAUCGCUACACACAUCUGGUAGCGGAGGACAUUAUAUAUACACUACCAGCAUUUUGCAGGGAAAGAAACAACAAAAUGCCGAAACCAGUGAAUGUCCGGGUGAUGACAAUGGAUGCAGAGCUGGAGUUUGCCAUCCAACCUAACACAACUGGCAAACAGCUCUUUGAUCAGGUGGUCAAAACUAUAGGUCUGCGUGAGAUCUGGUUCUUUGGGUUGCAGUACAUAGACAGUAAAGGCUACACAACUUGGCUAAAACUCAACAAAAAGGUUUUGAGUCAAGAUGUUAAAAAAGAAACACCACUUCAGUUCAAGUUCAGGGCUAAAUUCUAUCCUGAAGAUGUAUCUGAGGAACUUAUACAAGAAGUCACACAGCGCAUGUUUUUCCUGCAAGUGAAAGAGUGUAUUUUGAAUGAAGAUAUCUACUGCCCCCCAGAGACCUCAGUGCUACUCGGCUCCUACGCAGUGCAGGCCAAAUAUGGCGACUACAACAAAGAUGUGCACAAAACUGGCUUCCUGGGCAAUGAUAGACUUUUACCUAUGAGGGUCAUAGACCAACAUAAGAUGUCCAAAGAACAAUGGGAAGAGAGAAUCGUCAACUGGUACAAAGAGCACAACUCCAUGCUUCGAGAGGAUGCAAUGAUGGAGUACUUAAAAAUAGCCCAGGAUCUAGAGAUGUAUGGUGUGAACUAUUUUGAAAUCAAAAAUAAGAAAGGCACAGAUCUAUGGCUAGGCGUAGAUGCAUUAGGUUUAAAUAUUUACGAAAAAGCUGACCAACUCACCCCCAAGAUAGGAUUCCCAUGGAGUGAAAUUAGAAAUAUUUCUUUUAACGACAAGAAGUUUGUUAUAAAACCAAUAGAUAAGAAAGCACCUGACUUUAUGUUUUAUGCAGCCCGGCUUAGGAUAAACAAGCGAAUUCUUGCCUUGUGUAUGGGCAACCAUGAGUUGUACAUGAGGAGACGUAAGCCAGAUACCAUCGAAGUUCAGCAGAUGAAGGCACAGGCUAAAGAAGAGAAAAUUGCUAAACAGGCAGAAAGAUCUUUACUGGCCAAGGAGAAACAGAAGAGAGAAGAUGCUGAAAGGGAGAGGGAGGACCUAGAACAAAGACUCAAGAACUAUGAAUUAGAAAGGUCUAAUGCUCAGCAAGAACUUGAGGAAUCCAAUAAUAAGAUGAGAGAUUUGGAAGACCGUGUUAAGACCACUGAGUUAGAGUUCAGACAGAUUGAAGAAGCCAGAUUAGCAGCAGAGGAGGCCAGGAGACUAGCAGAGGAGUCUGCUCAUCUUGAGAAGGAAGAGCGUGAGCGAAGGGAAGCUGAGGCUCGUGAAGCCCAGGAGAUCGCUGAUGCAAAGGUAGCUGAGGCCGCUGAAAGAGCAGAGGAGGCAAGGUUGCUGCAAGAAAAACUAGAGGAAGCAAAAAGAGAAGUUGAGGAAUCCCAGGCUAAACUCUCAGAGGCUAUUGCCACACCUGCUAUCAUUAUGGUCAAGGAAAACGAACAAAUGGAUGCUGAUGAAACUGAAACAUAUGAGAGUGAACUGACUGUUGGAAACCAUGAGGUGCCUCAAUAUGAAGUUGACCGUCAAACACAAAUGGCCAAGGAUGCAAGGAUGAGAGAAGAGCUGGAGAAAUUGCAAGCUGAACUGACGGACCAGAAGGAUGUGAGCAAAGUGACGAGACAGGACAUGCUUCAUCAAGAGAAUGUCAAGCAGGGGCGUGAUAAAUACAAAACUCUUAAACAAAUUAGGUUAGGAAAUACCAAGAAACGCGUGGAUGAGUUUGAGGCUAUGUAAUCUAACAAACGAUGGCUCUACCAUACAGUGAGAGACUUUUAGGAUCAGAUAAGCUCUCAACAUGCAGAUGUAUUGUGCUCAAUAUUACAAGAACAAUGAUCAAUGUAACAACAAUGAUUACUAGUGUAUUGAAACUGGCAAUCAAUGAACAGGAAUUGCCCCAUUAUUAAUGUUACCAUAUGGAAUGAAAUGUGAACAAUUGUUGAGACACCUGUAAUAUAGAAAAUAGAAAUGAAAUGUUAGCCAUAAUGACAAUGAGACACUAGGAGAUGCAAGAUUACUUUAUAUCAUAACAUAUAUAUAUAUUAAAAUUAUAUAUAUAUAUAGGGACGCAGGAACGAAUCAAUGUUUGACUGGGUAAUCAAGGACUGGUUCACAUUUACAGAAUAGCAGGCUCUGCAAUUCAAAUGUUUCUUUUUUAAAUAAAGUAUCUUGCAAGAUUACUACCAAACAACUAGUUUAUUCUUCAAGAUUAUUUGCUCUAUUUGAAAUCAAGGCAGAUUUGAAGUUGUUGAGCUUAGUGGUUCUGUGAACAUAAGUGCCUCGUCUUCGUGAAAGUACGACUAGAGGCUGUGCAAUAAAAUGAACAAAUGUGACUUCUAUGUCUAGAUGUAACACCCACACUUGAUAAGUUGGAACAAGAGCCAUACUUUGCCUUUGUCAGUAAGAUUCUACAGUAGGUUUAACACUUGUUAAUUUCAAUGUGAUCACAGAAAUCAUUUCCUGACAUUUUGCAAACAUCAGACUCUGGAAGUUUCUAGCUUUUUCCCUUACUGCUAUGCUUCUUUUGUAGAAGGCAUAUGUCUGAUAUUUAUCAAUGAAUUAUUCAGUGAUCAUUAAUAUUCACCAUGAAAAUUAACAAAUGGAGGCAUUUACAUGUUAAUAUGUACCUGGGAUCAUCUGAUCUUUCUGAUUGAAACUACAUGGUAGAAACUACAUCUCUGGUGCUUAUAAAAUGACGCCAAUAGCAUACAGCAAUUGUUGCAAUGGUCAUCAAUACAUUAUGUAUUUAUAUAGCAUUGUAGAAUUCAAAUUAGCAUUUAUACUGUGCCUGUAUUCAUCAUUCAUAAUCAAAUUCCUUUCAUUUUGCAGUGACAGAGUUUUGAAUUAAACAAAAGCUGGAAAUGAAUUUGACAAUGAUUUUGAUCAGAUAUGAAUCAAUAAAUAAGAAAUUGUAAAUACAAGAGCAAAGUUGAUAGGCGUUAAUAUUGAAUAACUCCCUGUCUUCUAAGCUUCAUGAAAAAACUAUAAUUUUUCACCAAAAAUCACUAUUUUUACUACUACAAACUUUCAUGUAAAAGAAAUUCUGCAUUUUCUACUUGUAGCUAGCUAGCAUAUAUAAAUUUGGAAAGCAUGUGUUUAUGUGUUCAGUUUCAGUGAACUUUUAUCUAACUCUGCUGACAUGGUGCUUCUUGGCCCUUGUCUAUAGAAAGUAGUAGUAGAAUUGGGUUUAUUAUGCAACAUUGCCACAUAUUUUAUUUAACAUUUAUUAGUCGCCAAAUUGUUGGAUUAUUUGUUAUUAUUACUAUGUUCACAAUAAUAUUAUAUCAACUCAUAAUCAUAUGUAUACGUUCCAGAAUAUUAUAUGUUAUUAUCGGAGCAUGUGCAAACAUCACUUAUAUGUUAAGUAUAUCAAACGCUUUAUUUUAUAUAUCAUAAAUUGACUAUUAUGUUAGCUUUAUACAUUAUGGAGUAAUGUGUUUUAUAUCGAGUUGUACAUGUACACAAAUUCAUGUUACUAGUUAACAUUCAAAGGAAGUGUAUUUUCCUGGCCUGAUAGGUCAUUGGACAUCACAUGACUAAAGUAAGGCAAUGUUGGAAAUACAUGCCUUGAAGCUGAAACUCAUUACAUUACACACCAUAUGUGCAACAUUGUAGAUUUUGUAGAUCAAAUGCUAUUAAAAUAAUUCAUUAUUCUUUCAGGCAUGUCUUGUUAGUUAAUUCCAAUUUCCUUAUAAUCAAUUUUUGACACAAAAGCUCCAUUCUACAUUUCAACAUGAUUUCACCUAAAGGUUUAACAGCUUCAUUUGAUAACAUGUAAAUUCAGCCUUUAUAGGGAAUUUGUAUGGUCACAUGAUUGACUAAGUCUUGUUGCAUUCUCCCAGGAUGGUACACUAUCUAGGACUGGUCAUUGGUGCAUCAUGGAGAGGACAAUGAUCCCAUGAUAUAUCAGCAUACUGGUGCAUGAUGGGAAUGUCCUCAGGUGAUCAUGGAGAUUUCUGGGUUAUGUAACAUCAUUUUAUUUGCUCCUUUGUAUAUUAUAUUGUUGAUUUCUGUCAGUAGAGGACAGGUUGUAAUUCUAUAAACAAGUUGUCAAGGACAUGCUUGAUUGGCAAUAAAUGACCUUCAAUCAA
This is a messenger RNA of Owenia fusiformis, 4203 nucleotides long. The record is from the annotation of a GenBank genome assembly. Lineage: Eukaryota; Metazoa; Annelida; Polychaeta; Sabellida; Oweniidae.